AUGGCGCAUGCAGUUGUGGGCCCAUGGACUGGGCCGGGUAUCGACGCGCUCUGCGCGGAGCGCGCCUCGUGGUCCAUUGGCGACGUCCUGGAGGUCGAACUCUGGCACGAGCAGUUCGGGGACUCUUGCGGGACGGGCGUGGUCGAGGUCAUUGGCCAUGGGCCUCGGACUCGCCUUUUUGAAGCCCGCGUUCUCGACGUCGAAGAUCAAUAUCAUCAUUGGUGGAUAUUCCAGAGCCAGAAGGCGGAGAACCCAGGCCUGUUCAGGGCGACGGCGGGGAAAGGCGACGACGACGAGACGGUUUUCCGGGGCCGGGAGAUCACGCCGGUUUACAAGUGGCGCGUCUUGAACGGCAGCGGGCUCGAGGCGGACCUCGCCGUCGUCGGCUGGCUCUCGGAGCAGCGGCGCAAGGGCAUCCUGGACGAGUUGCGCGGCCGCCAUGCGGCCGCGGGAGCCCUGGGUACGCGGGCCGCGGACGGCCCCGGGGACCAGGCGACUUGCGGCGCCUCGAAGCCAGCGUGGGACGGGGUCGUGACCCUACGCCUGCACGCCUCGGCGAGGAGCGCCAGGACCAUCAGGUCCCUCCAGCUGAUGGCGGACAAGGUGGGCAGGGAGGGGGAGGCGCACGCCUGGGAGAAGAACGACACCCCAGCCGCCGCCAAGUCUUACUACUUGCGCGUCCUGCAACCGCUGACGGGGGCAGGGCUGCGCAACAACAGGGAGAUGGCCACCUUGUGCGCGGCCCUCGACCACCUAGCACGGGGCCGGACCGCGUUUGCGGCGGAUGUCCUCACGAUGAGGUUGAAGGCGGUGGAAAUGGCCAGCCGGCACGGCAAUUGGGACCGUGCGCAAUUCUUGGAGCUCGUGGAGAAGGACGACACGACGCUGACGACCAUGGGGAAGGAGCAGAUGGCCACACAGGAGCUGGCGAUGCAGCGGAAGCUCGAAAGCCGGGGCAAGGGGCACGGCUUCGACAACGAGUGGCGGAACUCAGGGAACGCUCCUGGCAGCUCCGGCAAGGGGGCCAAGGACAAGAACGGCCGCCAGCACAAGGGCAUAGGGGAAGGACGGGAAGGACAGGAAGGGGAGAGGUCAGUAGGCCAGCGAGCGUGCGCCACGCCAGCGUCCACCCGCAGCCCGGUGGCUGGCGACGCGGCGCGCACUCCCGGGUGGACGCCCGCGUGUCGCACCAGUUUCGCGGCGGAGCUCGGUUCUGCCCAGAUCCUCGCCGAGUGGCAGGCCGCUCUGCGAC
Messenger RNA from Prorocentrum cordatum, 1252 nucleotides. NCBI's taxonomy places the organism in Eukaryota, Dinophyceae, Prorocentrales, Prorocentraceae. The record is from the annotation of a GenBank genome assembly.